Vanessa tameamea is the source of this 545-nucleotide messenger RNA. It is a transcript of the gene RpS15A, whose product is annotated as small ribosomal subunit protein uS8A. Gene Ontology annotation, cellular component: cytosolic small ribosomal subunit; ribosome. Lineage: Eukaryota; Metazoa; Arthropoda; Insecta; Lepidoptera; Nymphalidae. Bases 130 to 519 code for a protein of 129 amino acids. The record is from RefSeq and is a predicted model, not a curated record. Gene Ontology annotation, biological process: translation. The transcript has 3 exons. Gene Ontology annotation, molecular function: structural constituent of ribosome.
CGGGUUUUAAAUCCUAGGUAAUCAUAGUAUUCCUUGAUAUUAAAUUUAAAUAAAUACUUUUUUAUGUGAGAGUGCUUAUUGUGUUCUUCCUAUAAAAUAAUAUUUCAUUCAUAGCUGCGGACAAUAACCAUGGUGCGUAUGAACGUAUUGAGUGAUGCUCUAAAAUCAAUUCACAAUGCCGAGAAAAGAGGCAAAAGACAAGUGCUUAUCCGGCCUUGCUCGAAAGUUAUCGUCAAAUUUCUAACAGUGAUGAUGAAGCACGGUUACAUUGGUGAAUUUGAGAUCGUAGAUGACCACAGAGCGGGCAAAAUCGUAGUAAACCUCACAGGCAGAUUGAACAAAUGUGGAGUCAUUUCUCCACGAUUUGAUGUACCUAUUAACGACAUUGAAAGGUGGACUAACCUCCUUCCAUCCCGGCAGUUUGGAUACCUUGUUCUCACAACCAGUGGAGGUAUCAUGGAUCAUGAAGAAGCCAGAAGGAAACAUCUUGGAGGGAAGAUAUUAGGUUUCUUUUUCUAAGUUUAUUCAAUACAUUUGAAAAUGUA